Apis florea (little honeybee) is the source of this 2212-nucleotide messenger RNA. RefSeq names its product E3 ubiquitin-protein ligase defense repressor 1 (gene dnr1). Gene Ontology annotation, molecular function: ubiquitin-protein transferase activity. Gene Ontology annotation, cellular component: cytoskeleton. NCBI's taxonomy places the organism in Eukaryota, Metazoa, Arthropoda, Insecta, Hymenoptera, Apidae. Gene Ontology annotation, biological process: ubiquitin-dependent protein catabolic process. The record is from RefSeq and is a predicted model, not a curated record.
GCGUCGUUCGUGUGUUUUGUGCGUUCACAACACUAGCGCCAUUCUAUAGACAUCGAGAGGUGAUUCGAUUUCACGAACUAAUACUGGCAGCGCGAAGCGGUCAGUACGUGUGCCAUUCUGCACCGAGAAAUGGAAGCCGACGAGACGCGUUCGAACAAUACGAGCGUAAGCACGUUGAUGAUGUACGAAGUCGUGUGUGAGGAUACAGUGACAGCUGUGGAUAGGUACGCGUUUUAAAUCUGUUAUGAUUAAGAACGUGCCAAGUAAAGCCGGUCAUCGACCAGCUGUGAAUUCAAGGAAGAGAUCGUUGUAAACGCGCGUGUCGAAAAUUCUGUGAACGUGCGUUUUGAUUUAUCGGUUUGUUACGCCUAGUCGAAAUCGUAUUACCGAAAAGAAUCUUACCGAAAAAAACAGUGCGUGUAAGAACCUUUUUGGAUACUACCUGACAAGAUGUGGUGUCUCGUUAGUCAAGCUAAUUCUGUCAUUCUUGAAGUACAAGUCGAUCCCAAAGCUAUUGGUCAGGAGUGUCUCGAAAAGGCAUGCGACUGCUUGGGAAUCAGCAAGGAAUGCGACUACUUCGGGCUCAAGUAUCAGAACGCGAAGGGCGAGGAGCUCUGGUUGAAUCUGAGGAAUCCCAUAGAGAGGCAAACGGGGGGCGGUGUUGCCCCUCUGAGAUUCGCGUUGAGGGUUAAGUUUUGGGUACCGCCUCACCUGUUGCUGCAAGAAGCCACCAGACACCAAUUCUACUUACACUCUCGCCUCGAGCUCCUCGAAGGUAGACUAAAAGCGGCGGAUUGGAGUUCGGUGGUGCGUUUGGUUGCUUGGAUAGCGCAGGCUGAUAUCGGUGAUUAUGACCCAUUGUCGCCACCGAACGCGCUCUACUCCCAAUGCUGUCAAAUUCAACCUGUGGAACGGUGUGAAUCGAAACCGCAGGACCUUAUUCACCGGAUAGUACAACAACACAAGGAAAUGAAGGGAAUGAAACCUUCCACGGCGGAAUAUUGGUUGUUAAAAGAGGUGUCUAAUUUGGAUACGUUCGGCCAGGAGAUGUUUCACAACACUAAAUUUGGGUACAACGGAGUGUCGAUGAUCGGAGUCGGGCCACACGGUAUCACGGUUUAUCGUAAUCGCGACGAAGAAACGCAAAACAUACCGUACACGGCGAUACAGAGCGCAACGUCCCAACGUCGAAUGUUCCAUUUGGUUUAUCUUUCCCUCGAUGGCGAGGAGACAUCGUUAAAUUUCAAAUUAGAUUCGAGUCAAUCCGCCAGCGGUUUGUAUCGUGCGAUCACCGAGAAGCACGCGUUCUACAGUUGCGAGACAGUGAGGAGCGCGGUCACCGCCCAAUUUAUACGCGAUUUGAAGGGCACUAUAAUCUCGAUAUUCAACGAGGACUCGACGUUAGGAAAGAAAUACGUGUUCGACAUACGUAGAACGUGUCGAGAGGUGUACGACAAUGCGCGGCGAGCUCUAUACUGCGAGGCUGCGACCGUCACUCUGCCAGAGGAAAAGGAAAUUUUGGAGAAGCACGAUUGCGGGGAUUGCGAGGAGCCUAAAUGCAAGGAAUCCCGAGAAUGCCUGGCAAAAUUACUGGACGCGAUGCUGUGCCGCAUUUGCAUGGAUCGCAGUUUCGACACCGCCUUGUUUCCGUGCGGACACGCGGUCGCCUGUUUGGAUUGCGCCAGACGGUGCGAACGUUGUCCCCUCUGUCGUGCCGAUAUCGACCAUUGUCGGACGAUAUAUCUCCCGAUCGAGUUAACGCACGUCGAUAAGCACAAUCCAAAAUUGCUCUCGGAAUCCAUCGAGCCUAGUUACAGCAAUUCUUCCGCGGAGGAGAUUCAAAAGAGAGUUUUGGCAAGCGAAAGCUCGAUGGUAAACGAUAAUGAUAUUUGAGAGCAUCGCCAUACCAAAUUCGACACGUUUCAAAAGUUCUUCUUUAAAAUUUUUGCUUGUCAGAUUGUUGCGAAAACGUUGCAUUGAGUUUCUCUCUCUCUUGACUCGUUCACUCUCGCAUUACUUUCUCUACCUCUUUUUCUAUCUAUCUAUAUAUAUAUAUAUGUAUGUAAUUAUUUUUAUUAUCUGUCUUUUAAAUUUGUUAUUUUUCUCUUUUUUUAAUCUAUGUUAUGUAUUUGGGAAAAUUGAGUUAUUUUUCUUUUGGACGCGUGUUGGAAAUCGUUAAAUAAUCGUUUUCUUGCUGGUAUUUUGAAUUCCU